AUGACGCUGGCUCCCUCCACCACGCUCUGCCCCUCCUGCUUGCCUCUUUCCAACUUGAUUCGACUGACCCCAGGGGCUCAGAGUAUUGUCACUUGUGGCCUGAUCCCUGCAUUGGUGUGGAAGCUGCAGAGGGAGGAGGAAAACAUCCAGGAGCUCAUCCUGGACACACUAGCAUCCUGCUUGCAGGAAGAUGCCUCAGAGGCACUGAACAGCCGCGCUGUACCCUGCUUCAAAGAAAAACUCCUUAGUCCUAAUGAAAACAUCCGAAGCAAGGCUGCUCGAGCACUCAUGGCCAUUAGCAUCCCUUUGGAGGGCAAGAUCCAGGUGUGGAAGUGUGAUGUCAUCCCCAUCCUGGUGCAUCGGCUAAGAGACAAGAACAUGGAGGUGAAGGCCAAUGCUGCUGGGGCCCUGAUGUAUGCUACAGUGACCACAGAAGGGAAGUAUGCAGCACUGGACGCAGAUGCCAUCACCCUACUUCUGGAGCUGCUGAACUCAGGAUUUAGCACCAAAGUGCGCCUGAAUGCCACCAAGGCCCUUACCAUGCUGGCGGAGGCCCCCGAGGGCCGGAAGUUGCUACAGAGUCAUAUACCAGUCUUCCACAAUCUGGAGAAAGAGAAGAAUGAGAGCAUACAGCGGGCAGCCAGGAUUGCCCUUAAAGUGAUUGAGUGGAAACCCUGAUGAGCCCUACACCAGGCCACAUUUGCUAAGUGGCCUCCAUU
Molecule: messenger RNA, 719 nt
Organism: Perognathus longimembris pacificus (Pacific pocket mouse)
Lineage: Eukaryota; Metazoa; Chordata; Mammalia; Rodentia; Heteromyidae
Product: radial spoke head 14 homolog
Exons: 4
Coding region: 1-678 (225 amino acids)
Molecular function (GO): protein binding
Source: RefSeq, a predicted model, not a curated record